CUUGGAGUCGCACCGUGGUCGUACAAGAACUUUUCCCUAUCAACAUCUAGUUUGCGACAUAUUUAAUAUCGUAGUGGACGGCAGGUUUCUCGCUCUAGUACACCAGAAGUCAGUGUAGGCGCCGGCGCCAGAACUCCUGGAAGCGUAGUUCUUGUUUCGCCUAUAAGUAAAUCAUUCGAGCAAAGAACAUCGGAAACGUAGAAUCUGACCCAGGAGAAGGAAAAAAUGCAGGGUUCUUGUUCCAGGCAAAAGGGUCUACUUCUACGCGAGGUUAUCAAAUGUAAAAAUGUCUGGGUCUGGAAGGUGGGUGCAAGACAUCUCAUGCAGGUUCAACAUAACAGAUCAGGUCUGGAACGCAGGUUCUAGCAUGACAGAUUCUGUGAGGUCUGUAUCAUGCCCAUUCUGCAUGAGAGACUCACUCCAAAGUUUGUCAGAAAUGGCCAUCUUUUGGUAAUCACGCAACACAGAUUUUUGCAUGAUCCAGACUAAGCAUGACAAGUUGCAUUCCUCCAGACCCAGACACUUUUACAUUUCAUAGAGGUCCUACAACACCAAGCACAGCCGCGUCAGCUGUGUAUCAAAAGGAAAAAUCCCCCCACCCCAUAUCGAAAUGGAAAUCUGUGAUGCGGGAUUUGUGUACACAAAUCGGCUUUGUAUUGCAGGAAGGCAUCGCGGCCAGAUCCCCUGGCUAUGUAGGGGCGUAUCGGUCUAGUUGUUCGGCAUGGCAAACGGCUCCCCUUUAGGCCCAACAGCAUGACAAAUCGCCUCCAUAAUGGGGGCGAAGCUUUUGCCCUUGUCUUCUUGCAAGACAGAUGUGAUUUUUUGUGACCUCAAAUCAGCAACACAAAUUUGCGGAACAUGCCUUUUCGAUAUGGGGAGGGGGGAUUUUUCCUCACCAUACUGCGUAGUAGUAUUUUUGCGAACUCCAUUACCUUCUCUGUGGCUGUCAUCGCACUGCUCUACGGAAGUGUCAGGAUCUUCGAAAUCGACAAAGUUCGAGUUGAAAUUUUAAUCUGUGACGCAUAAGAUGCCACGCAGAGAAGUAAGUAGAAGUGCGACCCUAUGUAUUGCAGACAGUACAUGUACGAGGGGGGCAACCGCUUCGAGUCCCGCUGAGGGGCAGGAGUUGGACAGCUGACUACCAUGACAGAAUGGAGCUCCUUUGCCUUAAACAGCAUGACAGAUUUGCUUCCGGGGCGGGGAAAGUUUAUAUGUCUUGCGCCGACCACCACUAUGUAUAAAGUGAAAACGAGAAAAAUUGGUGCUGUCGAUUUUACGCAUGACAAAUCAACUUUGUCGAUUUCGGUCCUGGCGCUUCUAUAUGCUCCUGCUCUCAGAUUGUUCCACGACGACUAAUCCCACGGCUACCCUUGCGUGGGCCCUGACCCACAAAAUAACUUCUAGUCCGCGGGCUGGAUCACCACUUGUCGCCGACGGGCCAAAUGCUGGUCGCCGCGCCGCCCGGAUACCGGGCACCUUAUGCAAUACAAAUUUCCCGUACAUGUACAACAUGCAUCACAAAUUUCAAAAAUUUGGAGCGUACUAAAACCUGUCAUGCUAAACUAGGAUCGAAGCCAAGUUUUGUCAUGCAGAGACCGCAUUUGUACGUCGUGUGCGGGAAAUUUACUGUGGAUACACGUUUGCUGCGUGGCAUUCAGAUCCAGAAGACCUACCUGGCGUACAGCGUGCCAGGUUCUCGCACGUACCGUGUGCAAAAGUAUCGUACUCGUAUAAGUGCAAGUCUUGCAUCACAAAUCUUGUUCCCAAGCCAAAGCAGCAUUACAAAUUUUAUUUCUCAUGCUGAGGAAAUCGAAAUUUGUAAUGCACUUAUACGAGUACGAUACUUUUGCAUUUUAAAGCACGGUAGUCACAAUAACUUUCCCCCGCAGUACGCACCUGUGACGCGCGAGGACCUCCGCCAGGGCCCACCCCCCCCUGCUGGCGGUGGAGGAGGAGCAUUCCUGGGCCAGUUUUCCUUUCUCGGGGGCCUCGCGGGCCGCGACAGCAACAGCGACCAUGUAGUGCCGAUUCCGUCUUUGCAAGAAGCCCAAACCGCCCCGCCGACCACUCAGUUGUACUACGAUGCAAAUGCGGGGGGCCCGCCCCCCGGGAGUCGUGUAGAAGCAGUAGAGCCGCGAAUAUCCACGAAAAAACACCCAUCCCCAUCCAUUUUUCGCAUGACAAAUACGUGGAAUUUAUGCAUGUUUUGCAUGACAAAUUGGAUGGGGAUGGGUGUUUCUUCCUGGAUAGCGAACCAUAUUCCCAGGGUUCGCGGCGGCGGGUGGAGAGUAUGAACUGCAAAAGUAUCGUACUCGUAUAAAUGCAUGACAAAUUCCCUCAGCAUGAGAAAUGAAAUUUGUAAUGGGAAUUUACCUUGAGAAAAAAAUUUGUAAUGCAUGACUGUAAUACGAGUGCGAUACUUUUGCACAGGAUAGAGAGGAGCCACAGACCAUCCUGCCACCGCAUCUGCAGCAUAUCAAGUGCAAAUAUGUCUGGGCCGGGAAGAUUGCCAGCAGGUUUGUGAUGCAGAUUUUGCAGGACCCAUGAUGCCUGUGAUACAUGCCCUAGCAUCACAGUUUUUUGGAGGGCUUCCCGAUGCACAUUCCGCAUGAGAAAUGCCCUCACCACGUAGCACAAACUGGACUCCUUUUGCACUUGCUGGUCAUGCAAUACAAUUUUUUUCAGAAUCCAAAGACAACAUCACAAGUUGCAAUCUUUCAGACCCAGACAUAUUUGCAAUGCAUGCAGCACUUACGUGACCAACAGCAGCAAAUGCAGAUCGCUCAGGCACCAGCUGGUGGGCGUUAUGAUCCUUCUUCUCCAACCUACUCGUCGUCGUCCCCCAGCACUACCGCUGCGGGCGCAGCUAUGGAUGUGUCAAAGUUGAAAUCGACAAAGUUGAACAAAUAACUUGUAAUGCAUAAAGUCGAUACCAGUUGCAAGCCCAAUCUCUAAGCGGCGCAUGACAAAUUUGAGUAGAGCCGAAAUCCGGUCUGUAAUGCUAAUGCUGCUUGGGUAAGGGAGACGCCUUUUGUCGUGCUACUUUAGCAGCUCUAUUUCUACCCCGAAACAGGCUUACAAUCUGCCUCCCUCGCCUACUCUGCAAUACAGGCACUUUCUGCGUUGCAUUUUAUGCAUGACAAACUUUUUUCAACUUUGACGAUUUCAAUCCUGACAGCUCCAUAGCAGCUCUGAGCCAGUUGUGGAAACGGUGCUGCGGAACGAACAUGCAAGCGCUAUCCUGUGUAAAAACUUCCCCACACCAUAGUUGUCAUGCAAAUCCGCAUGCUUAAAAUGUUUCUCAUUCGGAGCCCCAUGAGAAGCAUUUUCUAAUGCUGUCUUGAAAUUUGUCAUGCUCCAAUCAGCAUGAGAUACUAGAUCUGUAAUGCUGCUGAACUAGUUCAAACAGCACGAGACUACGCGUCCAAAUUUGUCAUGCGAAACAGCCAAAGCUUGUGGAUUUGUCUAGCCGAUUCUCCAUCUUGACUAUGGGGUGGGGACGUUUUUACAUAGGAUAAGCGCAACACACCCAGGACUUCUCCGCCCGACCAGGGCCACCUGCAACGGAGUUUCACCAACUCCACGUGGACGACCCACGCCUCCGCGGUCCUCGUCCGGGCGGGUCGGUAACCAUAGCAGCGGCCCGGGCAGCUGCGGCCCGGGUGGCUGCGGCCCAGGCGGCGGGCAACAUGCAGGUUUUCGAUCCCUCGGUAGGACCUUUACAAGGAGCAGACCCAAGUAGUAAUAUGACCCGGGCUCUUAUCCAGGAAAAAAAAUGUGUAAGUGUAAGUUUGUAGGUUGAACAGCAUCACAAAUUCGUUUUUGCACUACAGGGAACAAAACCUGUCAUGCGCAGCUAGUAAGUGGAAACACGUACUAUGAUAGUAGUCUAUGACGCACUUCCAGCAUAACAAGUGUGACUGUUUUGCAUUUUCUGCAUCACAGAUUUACACUUAGACAGUUUUUUUCUUGCAUAGCUCUGUCGCCGGAGGAGCAUCAGUAUUUGCUUCUCACGAACGACGCGUAUGCGGACCGGCUAUACAGUGCAAAAAUAUCGUGUUCGUUGUAUUGCAAUCAUGCAUUACAAAUCUUUUUCUUGAGGUAGAUCAGCACUACAAAUUUCAUUUCUCACGCUGAGGAGAUUUGUAAUGCAUUUUUUUAUACGAGUGUGAUAGUGAUGCUUUUGCAUUGCAUAACAGCAUUACAAAAGCAAGUACUCCGUGUUCUUCGGGGGCGGUAUGCUGUGCGGCCUGGCCACGUAUCAUUUGUAAAAACGUCCCCACCCCAGAGUCAAGAUGAGGAUUUUGCAGCACAAACCUUCAAGUUUUGGGAGCCACACAUGACAAGCUCCAGGCUGUAGUGUAUGACAGUUUAAUAGCAAGGAAGUCGCAUAACAAAUCCAUCUCCUUAUCCUGUUUACAGCAUUACAAGUUCCAAAACACCAUGGGAAAUGCCUCUCAUGGGGAUGCGCAUUACACAUGCUCUUGGUCUUGUGCUUGCAGAUCUGCAUGACAACUCUGGGGUGGGGAUGUUUUUACACAGGAUACCACGGUCGCGGGCAUCAUCUGGGCGGCGACCAUGGAGCCGGACUUGCGGCCCUUCUGUAUCCUAAGUCAAAACGGGACCCACACCCCAUAGUCAAUCAGUUGGGAAAUCUGCUAGACAAAUCUACAGCCUUUGGUUGUUGCGCAUGACAAAUUUGGGCUCGACGCAAUGUAGAAGUCCUGUGUAGCUGCUAGAGAAGCAGCAUCACAGAUCUACGAAAUCAUGCAGAUUCGAGCAUCGCAAAUCUUAAAAAACCACGAUAAAAAACUUCUCAUGGGGCUCCGCAUGGAAAACAUUUUAAGCAUUCAGGCUUGCAUGACAAGUAUGGGGUGAGCACGCUAUUACACAGCAUAUUCUGUCCAGUCUCGCUCAAUCCGGAGUACAAGUCGCUCUUUCGCCAUCCGCACCGGUGCCUGGUGUUGCCGGAAGCGGUUGCAGACUCGUGGUACACCAGCAGACUGCUGCAGUUAUCAAGUGCAGAAGUAUCGUACUAGUAGUAAUUGCAAUACAAAUUACUUCAGCAUGACAGAGGAAAUUUGGCAUGCGGGUUUUUUACCAUAAAAAAGCAAUUUGUAAUGCAUGACUGCGAUUACUACGAGGGAGUACGAUACUUUUCCAUGUGAUAGCAGUCCAUCGACACUUAUUCCGACGCGUAUAGCGACUCCUUUUGGAAUAUCCUGUGUAAAAACGUCCCCAUACCAGAGUCAAGAUGGGAAAUCUGCUAGACAAAUCAACCAGGUUUGGUUGCUUCGCAUGACAAAUUUGUCCUCGUAGUGCAAUCCUGCUUAAGUAGCUUAGCAACAUCACAGAUCUAGCGCAUCAUGCUGAUUCUAGCAUCACAAGUUCCACGACACGACUAGAAAACGCCUGUCAUGUUGGGGCUCCGCGUGAGAAACUUUUUCGGCAUGCAGAUUUGCAUGACAACUCCGGUGUGGGGACAUUUAUCGUCAGGAUAUAGAAAAACACGCUGCCGGAGAAGGAGAAAAUCUACGAACUGAUUCGGGACCUUCGCGACAACAACAUCAACGAGAAUCUGAAUCUGGAUGUGAUCCAAAGCAUCUUGGUGAAAGCCGAAGAGGAUCAGCAGGCCGUGGGAGUGCAACUCGUAGCAUCUCCUUCAUCGUCUUCGCCAAGCAACCCCGUCAUGGCCACCGCGCCGGCACUACGCUUGUUGUCAUUGUCGCCCUCGUGGCCCAGUGCCGGCCUUCGCGUCGUGCCAACAUCCUCCGCAUCUUCAGGCUCAAGCAGCGCCAGCGCCGGUUCUACUGCAACUAGAGCUACCCUUUCGUCUUCCGUAAAGGGUGGGGUCGCAUUGACCCCCCCGAAGCAGCCGAUCUUGGCCCGUUCCCUGACCACGCAGGACCCGAAUCCACCGAUCGCGCUACCGACAUUAGCACAACAACAGGAAGUUGUAGAACAGCCUGGACAAGGAACCGUGAUGGGCUCCUUGCCCAGCAGCACGGCCGACGGCGACGUCACAGGUGGAUCUGCAGUUGUAGCCGCCAGUCCGCUUAGAAGUGCCUUGGCUGCUGGUGCAGUUCAUCCGGGCGGCAGGACAGCUGCUAUCGGGGAUGCCACGCCCCCCUUGCUGCAGACUGCGGGUAUGCAUUGCAAAAGCAUCGUACUAGUAUAAAUCGCAUGACAAAUCUCCUCAGCAUGAGAAAUAGAAUUUGUAAUGCGGAUUCAAGUUGAGGAAGAAAUUUGUAAUGCAGGACUGCAAUUACUACGAGUACGAUACUUUUGCACAGGAUAGCGGGCAACCCGGCACAAAACACGCUCCCCGUGAUGAAUUUGCCGCAAAUGCUAAUCUAUCGAAUGCAAAUAGGGUCGUCUGGAAAGAAUGAGAUUUGUGAUGCUAGCAUUCGAUCACGCAAAAAUCUGUGUUGCAAGAGAGGCAACAGACACUGCUCAGACUGUUGCCACCCGGAGAUGGCAUUAUUUCUCAUGCAGUUUAGGCAUAAGGAGAAGCAAACCUAUGCGAAGGCUGUGAUGCUAGAGCAUGCGUCAGAGGCAUCGGGAGCCAUGUACAAUUUGCAUCACAAAAAUGUUCCAGACCCAGACAUGUUUGCACUGGAUACGAUGAACGAACUCGUUCUGGACAAGAUCACGCUCGAUCUGUGGUAUGCGACUCUGAGCUAUGCAUUGCAAACAUGUCUGGGUCUGGAUUUGUGAUGUGGGACUCAAAGGGCGAUAAGAUCUGUAAUGCACGACGAACGCGAUUGGUCAGGUUUUUUGUAAAAUGUUAAAUGCGAAUGAAUCCACAAGAGCUUUAGAGAAACUUCUCAUGCUGUUAUACCGCACAGACAUGAAGCUGCAGCCAGUCUGUAACUAAUGCAGGUAUCAGCAACACAAGUUUCCAGAUGACACAGAUCGGUAUUUGCAAUGCACAUGAGCGAGCGGCUGUCGGCUCCACCGGAGUACGAGAAGCUACAUGACGGCGAGAAAACCCAAAUUCCGGACGACCUUGCGCAAGAGGUAGGGACUGCAAAAGUAUCGUACUAGUAGAGCUCGCGUGACACAUUUCCUCUGCAUGAGAAAUGAAAUCUGUAGUGCGGAUGUAACUGAAGAAAUAGAUUUGUAAUGCGGGAAUGCGAUUCUUAGUACGAUUGCGAUUCUCUUGCAAUGCAUAAGAGGUGCUGUAUGGCGAGAACGCGGAGGCGGAAUACUGGAUGCAGGAGCUUCUCACCAAAGCCCUCGUAUGCAUUGCAAAUAUCGAUCUGGGUCUGGAGACAACUUGUCAUGCUAAUGUCCGAAUGAUAGUACGUCGCAAACUGCAUUGCGGAGCCGCGCAUGACAACUUUCUGGGUGGGGGCUACGUGUAGCGUUAAGCGUACCAUCACAAAUUGCCUUUUUGCAUGACAAACAAGUGGCAUUGUAGACUAGCGCAACAAGCAUGACAGACUUUUCUGCAUUGUCGGCCGAGCAUGACAAACGUGCACUCCUCCAGUGAUGACCCAGACAAAUUUGCACUGGAUACCUCGACGAGUCUUUUGACUCGCGGGCGUCCACCACCAGCAGUGCAGCCACAGUGAGCUCCGAGAAAGCUUUUGACAUCCUGAAGAAGUCCAUGCUGGCCGUAUCCUGAGGGAAAAUGUCCCCGCCCCAGAGUUGUCAUGCAAAUCUGCAUGCUCAAAAUUUUGUCAUGCGGACUGGUUGGUACUUUUCUUGGGGCGACUUGCCGUGGUAGCGCUCGCCUUUUGUAUGAUGAGGUCGCCGAAAGUGCUUCCUCGCCCACCCCCCGGGGAGGGGAUCCUUGACCUGUGCCGCUGGGAGCGGGUGUCCACUACAUUAUGAUGAUGAUGAUGAUGAUGCGGAGCCCCAUAAGAAGCAUUUUCUAGUCGUGUUUCGGAAUCUGUCAUGCUCCAACCGCCAUGAUAUGCUAGAGCUGCGAUGCUGUUGAACUAGCUAAGUAAACAGGAUUACACUACGAGACCAAACUUGUCAUGCGCUACAACCAAAGCUGGUAGAUUUGUGUAGCAGAUUUCACAUCUUGACCCUGGGGUGAGGACGUUUCUACUUAGGAUAGGCCACUAAACCAGGCAGUGAUGUUGACCAACAACCACCCCCGCAGAAACUUCGUUUCCUUCUCUACUGGCUGUUUCACGGAGAGACAUCCUGGCCGAGAGGAGGAUCGUCUGGUGGAUCCAGUAGCGAAGCGGGACAGCAAACUCCUGCUCCGUCGGCUGACGGAGCAGCCGGGGGAACUACAACGAGUGACGAGGAAAAAUGCGACUGGUCCAAGUUGCUUGACAACCACUGGGUGAGUACGCAAGCGUGGUACCACGAGGAGCGCAUGUUCAACCGGUGCUAUGAAAAUUUGCUGGACAAGUUGGGCAACCACUUCCGCCUCACGAACGAACUGGAAUACGAAACCGAGAAAACCAUCCCAGCAAGAAGCGCAAGCACAAGCGGAGCAGGCCAGCUGGCGUCUUCAGAAGGGGCGAAGCACACCGUCCGUGUGCGCAACUCGCAGCACCACAUAUCACAACAGAAAAUCUCCCCUGCCCAUAUCGAAACGGAAAUCUGUGGUGCGGGAUUUGUGUACACAAAUCGGCUUUGUCAUGUAGUAGAGGACUGCAGGCAGAUACAAAGCCGGAGCAGGGGCGUUUUGGUGUAGGCACCUAGCAAGGCAGGCAUAUCCUCCGUAGGCCCUACAGCAUUACAAAUUGCCUGCAGGACGCGGCGAGGUUUUUGGGUUUGCCUGCUUGCAAUACAGAGAAGAUUUGUGGUCUCAAAUCAGCAUCACAAUUUUCAGAAGUGCCCCGGUUUGGUAUGGGGAGGGAGGAUUUUUCCCCACAAUACCACAUCUCGCCGACCAUGAUCGCCUGGGCAUUGACGGGUGGUGACAUCUCCGCGAAAUUUCAGCAAAUCGACGUGGAGGCCCGGUUGAAAUCCGUUUUUCGUGUGUACCAGCAGGCGGAACAAGGCACAGAAAAAACGGGCCAAAAACUGUUCAACUCAGUCUUUCUAGCGUUUCCGAAAGCCGCAGGCGGCGAUCCGAUGUUUUUUGGCACCUACGACGAUGGGAAAUGGUACAUCAGUUGAUGACGCACCACUAAACACUUGUUUUUCCGUGCGUAGUUUCUUGCUCCGCAUGACAAACUUGUGCCUCUAAGCGGAUUUAUGCAUGACAGUUUCCAUUUUCAUAUUACACCUAAAUCAAUACAGCUUCGUCUUCUACACGAAAGUGGAGUCGAUUCAUUUCGUGAAAGAUGAAGAGAAGGACACCCCGCUAUCCACAGAGACCCAUCCCCAUGCCCAUUCAUUUUUUGCAUGACAAACAGUGGACUUUAUGCAUAUUUUGCAUGGCAAAUUGGAUGAGGAUGGGCGUUUUUUCCUGGAUACCCGGCGAUGAAGCACUAUGAGGAGUUCACCCACGGUAGCCACGACUAUGCCUUGCAAAAAUUGACACUGUCGCUGUAUCGUGCGCAGUACUAUCAUGGUGGUAGAUCGAGAGAUGAUGGCACAUCUACUUAACUUAGUACAAGAAAAAGAAAAACGCGCAAAUGUUGAAAGUCGAUCAUGCCGUUCGGAAAAUACAUGCUAGAACCUACCUAUUCACACGCCACAGGCAUCUUCUUCUAUGCUGAUAUAAGAACUUUCUCGAUCUUCUUGUAUACAUAGACCAAUGCGUCGAUACAACUUUUGCCUCUCCUCGUCAUAGCCUACUCCUGACCACGAUCGGGCUGGAAAUGGGGCCAGCAUCAGCAAGCGAGCAGGCUCCCGCAGAGACGACCUUUGCCGACCGCUGGACCGUGUAUACAAUCGCGCCGCAACCGGAGAAGAAGCAAGGAGCCGCGCCUUCAAACACGAUGCCCGCAGUCGUGGACGCGGCCGGCAGAAACGAUCUCGCACCCCCACUACAGUCCAGCGGACAAGAAGAGGAUCCCGUGAUAGGUGUAGCAACCGCAGCGAGAGUGGCGCAAGCGGUGGGCCGCGACGAUGCUGGAUCGGCGGCAUCGGCUGCGCAGGUUUUCGCGACCCCUUCCUCAUCGUCACAAAUGCCAACGUUGCCGCACCACGGACCGAUGGGGUAGAGAGCGUCGUGUUGGAACCGAGAAAGACGAAAAUCAUGACUUUUUUGAGAAUAAGGGCUUGAAAAUAUUACGUUUUGCGACUGACCCUUCCGGUAUUGGUAUAUUAGGCACAUUUUUGAACCAGAACCAUAAUUGCUCAUCUGGCAGUGCUACUGCUGCUUGUCUUUCUUCAUUCUCAAAAGCAACUUUUAUUCUGCGAAAAUUGCAGCCCUGCUUCUUGUGCUACCAGUUUUGGUCAACACCUCUUUUGCGGUUUGCAAGCAAAUGCGAAAUAGAGAAUAAAGAUCGACAUCGAAUGAAUGGAAGUUUUUGUUUGGAAUAGUUUCAACCAAAUAUUUCGAUUACCACCACCUGUUUGCCCACACGAGAAGAGAAAUUCUAUCCGACGAAAAUGACAUGAACGAAGGAGAAUUCAUGCCUGGUGAGAGAAAAUCCAAUACGAAAAAUCACAAUCACGAUUGCAUCGAAGGAAAA
Messenger RNA from Amoebophrya sp. A120, 10556 nucleotides. The record is from the annotation of a GenBank genome assembly. Lineage: Eukaryota; Dinophyceae; Syndiniales; Amoebophryaceae.